Molecule: messenger RNA, 774 nt
Organism: Cutaneotrichosporon cavernicola
Lineage: Eukaryota; Fungi; Basidiomycota; Tremellomycetes; Trichosporonales; Trichosporonaceae
Exons: 4
Coding region: 1-774 (257 amino acids)
Source: RefSeq, a predicted model, not a curated record
AUGUCGACCACCACCCCUGCGCCCACCAAGCAGACGCCACUGCAGCGCGCCCGCGCUGCUGGAGCGAACCAUGCUGCCCGCGCAACCGCCCAUCUCAACGUCGCAAAGAGCCACAUUGACAAUAUCAAGAGUCACCCGCAGACGCAGCGUGCGGUCGUGGCGGCCAACGAGCAGGUCGAGAGACUUCGCGCUGUGCUUGGACGGAGCGAGAGUGUCGUGGCGGCUGAGAAGGCUACGGGGAUCGAGCGUGUGCGGCUUGUCGUUGGCGCGGUUGUUGCCUUUGUCCUCCUCGUCCCACUCAACCUCUUUGACAUGGCCGCUUCCACCACCAGAGCCCUCACCCUCAUCUUCCCAGCGUACAAGGCCAUAGUCGCUCUGGAGCGUGCCAGUAACACGGACAAUCUUCUCGCCUACUUUAUUAUCUUAGGUUACUUCCAGGUGCUUGAGAGUCUGCUUCUGCCUAUUCUCGUGUCGCAGAUUCCCCGCUACUAUACCGUCAAGGUCGCGUUCAUGUUCUAUCUCGCGCACCCACGUCUCAAUGGCGCGACCAAGAUCUACAACCUCCUCUUUAGCCGCAAGCUCGUCACGCCGCCCCUGUCGCCCAGGGCGACCAGCCCGAACGGCGCCGACCCGCUCACCCCCAUGUCGCCUACGCGUGCCGCUGGCGUGCCCAUCCCUCUGAGCCCCACCUCUCCCUCUCAGCGGGAGGACGUGUUCACCUCCCCUCUCCCUGGGUUCACGCGCAUCCCCCGCUCCGUCGAUGGGCGCCAGUAG